This is a messenger RNA of Sander lucioperca (pikeperch), 5746 nucleotides long. RefSeq names its product bone morphogenetic protein receptor type-2. Gene Ontology annotation, molecular function: transforming growth factor beta receptor activity; ATP binding. Gene Ontology annotation, cellular component: signaling receptor complex; plasma membrane. The transcript has 14 exons. Gene Ontology annotation, biological process: BMP signaling pathway; vasculature development; cellular response to growth factor stimulus. The coding region runs from base 950 to 4153 and encodes 1067 amino acids. The record is from RefSeq and is a predicted model, not a curated record. NCBI's taxonomy places the organism in Eukaryota, Metazoa, Chordata, Actinopteri, Perciformes, Percidae.
ACCCCUCCCGACUGUGCAGGACUGUCCUCCACCCCCCAACACCAAUCCACAGCAACCUGAUACCGGAGACGAGCGGUCCAGACAAGCCUGCAAACGAGGCGUUCCCAGCCGCCCUGGCUGUCUGCACAGUGGAGCUCCAACCCGUCAUUGCAUUUGUAUGCUGCCGACUGCCUCGGGGAAGAUCAGACCAAAAGAUAUACUAUCCCUCGACCCGUCGUCUGCUAGAACGGGAGUAAUAAUCGCCGCAAACCAGAAAAGCUUACUGUGGCGCGGUUGACUUGUGAAAUCUUUUCCCCCCACAACGAAGACCGUGAAAUGAGACGGGACGCGGAGAACUAACGGGCUAGCUAUUAGGCUAACAUCGGUUAGCGUCGAUAGCAGUCAGCCUGCAACCUAACCGAGCUAACGUUAAUUGGUUAACGUAACGUUUAUAUGACAAAUUCGUGCCUGUUGUUGCGAAAGGGUGGACUAUUUUUUAAACUUUACAACUGAGAAUGGUGUGUACUUACACGAAUUAGUUGUGCGUCGGUUAUUUUUGCUAUAUUUACCUUCUUUGCCUAAGUUUUAUAGGACCAGACAGUCGCCUUAGGCAGCUAGCAUGUUAGCUAGCAGAUAUGGACGUUGUUGGCUGGCUAGUUGUAGAUGGCAGACCCGCCAAACAAGUUAGCUGCUUGGUUUAUCUGUCCGGUCGAUAGCAGGACGAACUUUUGUUGGCAGUAAAUCUUAGUUAUCAAAUCACGUCAACCGACCCCAACACCACAGCGCCUCUUUUUCGCAUCAUUUCUCAAUGUGUGGUUCCAUGCCUGAGAGAUCAGUUCAAGUUAUUGAGCUGACGUGAGGAAAAAGGGGCUGAAAACAAAGUGGCAUCUACUAAAUAAGAAGACCAGAAGACGUAUAACAAAUACUUGAAGGAGCUCCAGCUACGAGACCAAAGUCGGUGUACACUGUCAUGGCUCUGGGCCGAAUCACAAUGAAGUCACUCGCUAAAUUUGGGUUUUGCCUGACGAUUCUCCUGACUUCUGUGGCUGCGGCGCAGGGUGAGGAGAGGGAGUGUGCCUUCACCGACCAGCAGGAGCAGUGGGAGAUGGAGCGGGUGGCGCGGGGCGAAGGCCGGGUCUCCCCAGAGAACACCACCAUCCGAUGUGCCAAGGGCAGCCACUGCUUUGGCCUGUGGGAGAAAAGUCCUCCAGGCGAAGUGCGACUGGUCAAACAAGGUUGCUGGACUCACCUGGGUGACCACAAAGGUUGCCAAGACGACCGCUGCGUGGUGACCAACCUCCCUCCACAGAUCCAGAAUGGGACAUACCACUUCUGCUGCUGUGGCAGCGACAUGUGCAAUGUCAACUUCACAGAGGACUUCCCACCGCCCAGCCCCACCACAGCGCAGCCCAUCUACCCUCGCACACUGCGCUAUGAAGAGACCGUAAUUAUUGCCCUGGCAACAGUCUCCGUGCUGGCCGUGGUUGCUGUAGCAGCCUUCUUUGGUUACCGCAUGAUGCACGGCGAUGGAAAGCAAGGCCUUCAUAACCUGAAUAUGAUGGAGGCUGCUGGCUCUGAGAGCUCUCUGGACCUAGACAAUCUCAAACUGCUGGAGCUGAUUGGGCGUGGUAGAUAUGGCACGGUCUACUGUGGCUCUCUGGAUGAGCGGCCUGUGGCUGUGAAGGUGUUCUCUGCAGCCAACCGCCAGAACUUCCUCAAUGAAUGCUCCAUCUACCGGCUACCUCUGCUGGAGCAUGACAAUAUCGCCCGGUUUGUUGCCGCCGACGAGCGGACAGGCCCAGAGGGACGCACAGAAUACCUGCUGGUCAUGGACUACUACCCACAUGGCUCUCUGAAUCGCUACCUGGGCAUCCAGACCAACGAUUGGGUCAGCAGCUGCCGGCUCGCACACUCUGUCACCCGGGGCCUGGCGUACCUACACACUGAGCUCUACAAAGGAGACUUGUACAAGCCAGCGGUUUCCCACAGGGACCUGAACAGCCGAAAUGUUCUCGUAAAGGCUGACGGCUUGUGUGUCAUCAUCGAUUUCGGCCUGUCUAUGAAGCUGACAGGAAACAGGCAGGCACGUCACGGGGAGGAGGAAAACGCUGCUAUAAGUGAGGUGGGAACGAUCCGCUACAUGGCUCCAGAGGUCCUGGAGGGGGCGGUGAACCUGAGGGACUGCGAGUCGGCGCUGAAGCAGGUGGAUAUGUACGCCCUGGGCCUGAUCUACUGGGAGACCUUCAUGAGAUGUACUGACCUUUUCCCUGGAGAGUCUGUGCCAGAGUACCAGAUGGCCUUUCAGGCGGAGGCAGGGAACCACCCGACGUUUGAGGACAUGCAGGUCCUGGUAUCCAGGGAGAAGCAACGGCCCAAAUUCCCUGAGGCCUGGAAAGAGAACAGUUUGGCGGUUCGCUCUUUGAAAGAGACGAUGGAGGACUGUUGGGACCAGGACGCUGAGGCCCGACUCACAGCACAGUGUGCCGAGGAACGACUGGCAGAACUGCUCCUCAUAUGGGACCGCUCCAAGUCUGUCAGCCCUACACUCAACCCCAUGUCCACCACACUGCACAAUGAGAGAAAUCGUAUGACACCAAAGUCUGGCCCGUACACAGACCACCCCUCCACUUACAUUGAAGAGCAUGAGGGCGUUGCCAAGAACACGCAGGCUGACCCCACUGGCUCUGUGAAUGGUCGAGCUGGGGCUGGGACCGGAGAGAGAAACAGGAAUUCCAUCAACCAGGAGCGCCAGCAGCAAGCCAACGCCCGCCUGCCCAGCCCAGAGGGCAGCAGCACCAGCAUGGGCCUGAGAGGCAGCCCCUCCGCCUCCACCACAACCACCACUAUCAUUUCAGACUCUGAGGGACCAGCAGGGACCGCCACUGUCCCCGUCUGCCUUCACCUGACCCAGGAAGACCUGGAAACCACCAAGCUUGACCCGAAAGAGGUGGACAAGAACCUGAAGGAGAGCUCGGACGAGAACCUGAUGGAGCACUCGCAGAAGCAGUUCUGCUCUCCAGAUCCACUGAGCCCUGGCAGCUCCAGCCUCCUUUACCCCCUCAUAAAGAUGGCCAGUGAGGCCGCAGGCACGUCAGACCCUGCUGCCCCCAUGCCCAGCACCAUCUUCCCCCUGCCCAAGCAGCAGAACUUGCCCAAGAGGCCGUCCAGUCUACCCCUGCGCACCAAGCCCGCCAAGAAGGAAUCCUCAUCGUCUUCACUCAGGUUCAAGUUUGGACGCUCGGGGAAGUCCAACCUGCGGCAGGUGGAGGGAACAAAGAUGAACAUUGGUGCAGUAACGGGCACAAACACAGCUGUAGAGGCUCAUCGGGGCACAGGCACAAACAACACCCCCGGUCUACGGGACACACACGCCAAUGGUAGCGUUAAUGGCGCUGUUAACGGUCACGCCAGCGCUGGGAUCUCAUCCCUGGCCGCAGGUGGAGCCACAGGUUUUGGAGGAUCCAGCAUAGCUCAGAACGGAUCUGGAGCCCUGAGAUCGGACGACGGCCGCCUGAGCCUCGGCGUCAUCACAGCCAGCCCUGACGAACACGAGCCGCUCUUGAGCCGUGAGCGAGAGCAUCCCGAUGCGAGAGACGCGUCCGCGAGUGUCGCAGCUCUCCGCUCAGCCCGACCCAACACGAACAACAACAACAGCAACACCGUCCACGGCCAGGGGGACGGGGAGAGCGGAGGAGAGAGUGAUGGAGGAGAAGAGGAGGGGAGCGGGGAGGGAGGAAGCAGGGAAACCACUGGGCCCCCAGGAGAAAGCUCGGGGUCGGGAUCCGGUACCGCUGUGCCCCAGGAGGAAGCUCCGGUCACCAUGAGAGGGGAGGCCCUGCUCAGGCAGCCCAGAGCCCGCAGGCCUGAGAGACCCAACUCCCUGGAUCUGUCCUUCACAACACAGGAUCUGGCCUCACUAGGGGAGGGCUUGGUACAGCCAGAUGGAGCCUUGGGGACAGGAGACAAGAUCAAGAAGCGCGUCAAAACGCCUUAUUCCCUGAAGAAGUGGCGACCCACCACAUGGGCCAUUUCCACAGACACCAGGGGGCCUGAGGUCAACAACAACGGGUCCUCCCGCGGUCAAGCUCACAGUCAGAACCGGCCCAAGUCCAGUUCGGCUAUUUACCUGCGGGGGGGAAGCAUGGCCAGCGAGCCCAGCGACACGCACGUGUGAACUCAGGCCCCCUGGCAAGACUGAAAAGAAAUAACCAGAGAGCGUUUGGUUUCUGUCUGUUGAGCUCUCUGCUCUAAAUCAGCAAGAGGAAGCUAUGGAGGGUCUUGUGAACUAACAGUCGAAUCUGAUCGUGUACAGUAAUUAGGUCUUUCUCACUCCUGUGUCUUUCUGAUGACGGCAUUGCUUUAAAUGGAAUCCAGCUAUGCAGCAUUCUCAUCCGCUUCUGUCUCUGCGUUUUAUUAAUCUCCCUUUGUCGUUUUUUCUUUGUUUCAUCCUCAUGAGCAUAGCAAUGUUUAGAGUGGAUUUCUUUCUUUGUAUGUGCACUUUGAACCGACUAAAAUCAGUGUUUAGAAAAUCCUGUUUGUUGCGACCACAAGAAGAAGUGGUCUCUAACCUUAAAAAGGCUGAAAAACAAUCAACCCUUUGAGCGGUCUCUUUCUCGUACUUUGCUGUAUCAAGCAUCGUUCGGGAGUAGGCACUGUAAAAGAAUUGAUGGUCUUAAAAGACGGAACAAACUACUUUAAAAAAAAAAAAAAAAAAAAAAAAAGUAUUUCCUUGAUUUGUAUGCAAUACCAAUUGUUACCUUUUUUUCGACUAUGUAUCCAUUUUUUUUGUAUCAGAAUUUUUAAUUGUGCAAUAGGAUUUAGCUUUUAGAUGCUUUUGAUGUUUUUAUCGCUUCCAUUAUUUUGAUCAUUGUUUUAUCCCGUCAUUAUUUUAAUAUGUUAAUCUCUGUUGCACUUAUGAAUUGCCACAAUUGUUUUGUAAACAAUCCACUGUACACUAUCACCCCCUGACUCAAGAGGAGAAAAUGGAUGACAAUCCUACUCUUUCCUUCUUCUCUGAACUAUUUUUAGGGGGGCACAAACACUAACAAUCAAUCCGAACUGACUGACAAAAAAAGAAGGGGUUUCCUGGAACUCCUCUGCUUGCACAAUUACACCAGGAAAUGGCUCAAACUCUGGGGUCUUUUAACACUACAAUCACCAGAAUCAAAUCUGUGGAGGGAUCUGUUACAGUGGCCGACUCAAUCGCUGUAUCACUAUCACCUGACCUCACUGUGGACUGUGUGUUUAGCUGUCUGUAUGUGACUGAAAGACUAGAAACACUAGAAAGCCCAGAUUCUGCUCUUUGAACUCUGUUGGAAAUCAGAAACUAGUCCAAAAGAAACCAAACCCUUCUGAAGCACGCUGGAUAUUAUUUCUGCUUCUUGUUGUCUCAUCCCUUGAUGUUGGAAUGACUGAUUCUAGUGUGUGAACGUGUUGUGUUUCUUUAUGUCAGCAAGCAUUAGAAUUGUUGGGGCCUAGCGCUGUACAGGCGUGCUGAAAUGUCAUUGUACUCAUUCUGUAUUUUCAGCGCUGCUUCAGGGCAUAUGAAAAGAUCUCAUUUAUGUUUUUGUAAUCAGUAAUUUGUAUGAAAAAAAAACAACCAUGUAUGUGUAUUGCAUUGAUAUUUGCAUCAUUUUUAUGGAGUUCUGUUUUGCAUUCAAUGGACAUGGCCUUUGAUUCCAUUGCUAUGCAUCUGCUCGGUACAGUUUCUGUAAACAUUUUCAAGUCAAUACGGAAGAAAAUAAACUCAAUAAAUGUAUGAAACAAU